Molecule: messenger RNA, 819 nt
Organism: Fusarium keratoplasticum
Lineage: Eukaryota; Fungi; Ascomycota; Sordariomycetes; Hypocreales; Nectriaceae
Exons: 1
Coding region: 1-819 (272 amino acids)
Source: RefSeq, a predicted model, not a curated record
AUGAAGACUUGGUUCCUCCCACCUGACUUCACAUUCACUCCUGAUGGGCCCCUCCAACUUGGAGCCGUCAUUACGCAUCCUGGCCGUCCUACCAACGUCAUUGCAUCACCCCGCACCGACCCGUCGAUACAGCUGCCUGAGAUCCAGGUCAUCACGGAAAAGAACCACUCGCACUCAAACGAGGUCAGCCGCAAGGGUGGAGUUAGUCUAUUUGCCAAGUUUGUCGAGUUUGCUUCUGGCUCUGUGUCGUACGAAGCCAGCCGACGAAAUCUUCUUCAGUAUGGAAAUGUCGAUCACGAAGUUCGGUCACUCCUGGCGCCUUUCUCAAAAGACUUUCUCGCGAGUCUUACUAGCUUGGAUUCAGUGAAGGAGCACAUUGAGUCGGGCCUGUAUGGCAAGAGACCUGUAUACCUUGUCUCUGGCCUGCGGGUCACAAACGAGUCGUUCACGGUGACAAAAGAGAAAGGAACUGGCAACCAGGCCGAAAUUUCAGCCUCUGGUCCCACAGGACCGGUCCCAGUUGAGGUUGGCGGAAGCCUAUCCGGGGGCGUGGAGAGAACAAAAGUGGAUUCAUACGAGACGGCCCCGGGCAUCGUCUUUGCAUACCGACUGCACGUUAUCCGUCUGAGGAGUAGCAAGAGUACUCAAUCGGAAAUGUUUUCGAGCUCUAAGGGUUUCUGGACGGAUAGAGCGGAGCCGGAGCCUAUGGAGGUACUUGAUGUUACAUUGGACGUGGUUGGGGACGACCUUGAGGAGGAGGAGAUCAGGUUUGAUCAGGCUGAUUUGGAGAAUGGCGAAUGCUGCCUGCAUCAAUCCUAA